This is a messenger RNA of Culicoides brevitarsis, 5051 nucleotides long. It is a transcript of the gene mew, whose product is annotated as integrin alpha-PS1. Gene Ontology annotation, molecular function: integrin binding. The transcript is spliced from 7 exons. Gene Ontology annotation, cellular component: integrin complex; external side of plasma membrane. Gene Ontology annotation, biological process: integrin-mediated signaling pathway; cell-matrix adhesion; cell-cell adhesion. The record is from RefSeq and is a predicted model, not a curated record. NCBI's taxonomy places the organism in Eukaryota, Metazoa, Arthropoda, Insecta, Diptera, Ceratopogonidae. The coding region runs from base 1461 to 4820 and encodes 1119 amino acids.
UAAACAUCGCGCGCUCCUCUUUAAAAGAAAAAAAUACAAAAUUACUUAAUCCAUAUAUUUAACCCGAUUCUCGUAAAAAAAUUCGUUAUCAUAUACAUGACAUAAUUAUUUAAUAUUUUUUUUCUAUUUUGAGAAUUAAAUAAAACAAUGAUAAGCCAAUUGAAAAAUCAACCGGUAUGUUUGCGAUAACGUUCAACUUUAUUUUUGCCUACACACUUACGUUGACUUUUACAUUCAUACUUAUUUUAUGAAAGAAUUCAUAAAAAAAAUUAUAAAAAAGGUGAAAAUUCUGCAUAAUAUUUUUUUUUCUUAAUUAAUUAAAAAAAUAGUGCCACGAAAUUUUUUUUUAUCCAAAAAAAAAGAAUAAAAAUUAUAUUAUACUAAGUGAAUGUUGUGAACCACAUUUAUCACAAAAAAAAAAUAUAAAAUUUAUGAAUGCAGAAUAGAAAUAAAUAAUACAAAAAAAAAAGUUUAUUCCGUUCCAUGCCAUGAACACAUGCUCGCGCUGGAAUCACUUGUGGAGCAAAGUUUGUGUAUUUAUCGAGUGUAAAAGAAUAACAAGACAAGCGGAUUAAUUAAAAAACGUUAAAUAAAAACAUUUCUGGGGAAUAUUUUUUUUUUGGUGUGUAAAAAUUUUUUAAAACAUUCAAUUGAUUUACCAUAAACAACAAAACAAACCGAUGACGAUAGAGGAUUAUAAAUAAAUUUGUAUUUAUUAUUGUUUUGAGUGCCUUCGAACAGCAAAGCAAGACAAGAUUUUCUAAUAAAAUUCCGAAGGUGAAACAUCAUCAUUUUUUAACACUAUCGCGUGUGUAAAACUGAUGCUGCUUUUGAUUGUUGGUACUGCUAGUUGUUACUGCAUCAUCUACUUCCUCUAUGUCGAACAUGUCUAAGCAACACAGAGACAACAGCUAGAGAUGGAUUUGGAUGACAUCAUUGAAAAAAUGAAACUGUAAAAAAAUUGUUGUUGCGUUCUUCUUCUUCCGCUUACUCGCAUUGGCAUUGUUUACAACAACAACAACAAGUUGAAUGAGAUUCAACCAGAUCGCUCGCGUGUACAAAAAAAAAAUUGCUUUUCGCUACCAGACUAUUACCACAGACCUACUCGUAAUAGUAAACAUAACAAAUUUAUGUUUUAUUGCUUCUUCGUGCAUCUCGUUUCCACGGAAAAUUUAUUAUUGAAGUAGGUGAUAAGUGUAUUUUUAACCCAAAAAAAGUGAUCAAUCUACUGCGAUACGCCUAUUAAAAAAAUAAAAUAACAAGAAAAUAAAAAUAAAUAAAAAAUGUUGUUUCAAAAUAUUUACAAAAACACGAGUAACAAGCUCAAUGAUAAAUUGGCGUAAAGUGCAAAAAAAAAAAGAUUUUUCUCUCUCGCAAAAAAAAUUACGUAAUUUUGUGUCACAACAAAUAAAUAAAUAAAAUUCCUAAAAAAUUUGCACAAAUAUUUCUAUCAAGUGAAAAUGAAAACGAGGACAUCAUCGUCAUCAUCAUCUUCAAACUGCACAAAUGGAUCGCUGUUCGCCGUAAUAAGUGUAUUUUUAUUGGCUGCACCAACGUUCGUGACACCGUUCAACUUUGAGAAUCGCUUGCCAAUUCUGAAACAAGGUCAAGCUGGAUCGUAUUUUGGAUAUUCCAUUGCGGAGCACGUUGAACUCGUAAAGGAUCGCAGUGGCAGAGUGACGGAUGAAAGAAAAUGGUUAUUGGUUGGUGCCCCUUUAGGAGAGAAUCUUCAACCGAGAACGAAUAGAUCGGGAGCUUUGUUCAAGUGUCCUUUAACUCAAAAUAGGCGGGAUUGCGAGCAGGUGAUAACGGAUGGAUAUCGACUUGACGAAAACACAGGAGGCCCUUCGAAGAUCUUAGAUCCGCCGUACGACGAUGAAAUCAAGGAUGGUCAAUGGAUGGGCGUCACAGUUCGUUCUCAGGGCAAAGGGAAUGUGCUGGUAUGCGCUCAUCGGCACAUCAAAAAGAGCGGCGAAUCACGUUGGGGACAGGGAAUGUGCUAUUUGCUGAAAAAUAAUUUGGGUUUCGAGCAGAAUUUUGAACCUUGUACGGGACGACCGACGGAGCGCGCUCACGAGGAUUAUGGAUUCUGUCAGGCGGGAACUUCGGGCGCCAUGUUGGAAGAUGGCACAAUGAUCGUUGGAGCUCCCGGGCCUUAUACAUGGCGCGGAACGAUGUUUCUCACGGCAACUGGCGGAAACUACCUUUCGCGCGACAAAACUCAAUACUAUACGCCUCACAUGGAUCUCAAUUCGCCCGUCGAUAAAUACAGCUACCUCGGCAUGGGUGUCACUGGCGGAAAAUACUACGGAAAUUAUUAUUCUUUCGCAGCAGGUGCCCCCCGCUCCGAAGGCUUUGGUCAAGUCGUGAUUUUCUCGAAAAAUAAUAAUGCAAAUCCGAUGUUGGUGACUCAAGUCAUCAAUGGCACGCAAUUUGGCGCGAAUUUUGGAUACGAACUCGCCAGCGCCGACAUCAAUGGCGACGGAAAAACCGAUUUAAUCGUCGCUGCGCCAUUUUAUUUCGAAAAAAAUAACGGCGGAGCAGUUUACGUGUAUCAAAAUAAAGAUUUCUCACUGCCGCAAGACCCAACAUUGACCUUAACCGGUAAAUUUGAGUCGCGUUUCGGUUUGGCGCUCGCUAAUUUAGGCGACAUAAAUCAAGAUGGCUGCGAAGAUCUCGCCAUUGGUGCUCCCUACGAAGAACGUGGCGUCGUUUACAUCUAUCUCGGUAGCAAAAAUGGACUUUUAAAGGAACCAUCACAGAUUGUAACUGCUGCAUCAUUAGGUCUCAAUACACCAACCACCUUGAAAACCUUCGGAAGUUCCUUAUCAGGCGGCGUCGAUCUCGACAACAACAUGUACCCCGAUCUGCUGAUUGGCGCAUUCAAUUCUGACGUUGUCGUGGCGUUACUUGCUCGACCAAUCACAAACAUCAAAACGGAAAUUGAAGAUUCACAACUGAAAAAUAUCGCUCCCGAUAAAAUUGGAUGCCAAAGUGAUCCGUCGAGUAAUUUGACGUGUUUUUCCUUUACGGCUUGUUGUUCUUUUGAACGCGUUCAAAGUCAGCAGGAACUGGAAUUGAUCUAUAACAUCGAAGCGGAGACGUUUAAUGGCAUGAAGAAAUUUUCCCGCGUUUUUUUCGCGCCAUAUUUGGAAAGUAAAAACAAUUCGAUACGGAAGUCGAUUAAAAUUUUACCGAACGGGCGUCAAAAUUGCCAAACUGAGACUGUGUAUUUGAAGGAAAAUACGCGAGAUAUCCAAACUCCGAUAAAAUUCCGUUUGAGUUAUAAAAUCGUCGAGCCGCCAUUGCCUGAUAGUGCUUUGACGCGUCUCCAUCCGAUUUUGGAUAAAACUCAAGCGGAUAGGACUUUUGUAGCGACUUUCGCUAAAGAUUGUGGCUCCAACGACAUUUGCGAGACGCAAUUGGAGCUUCAAGCGACCUUAGUUGAUAUGGAAAAAACUGAAAAUCCCUCGGAAUAUGACUUGAUUCUCGGAAAACGCAAUGAAAUCCACUUGAAAGCGACAGUAACGAACGAUCAAGAUUCCGCUUACGAAGCCCAACUUUUCAUUUUGCAUCCGAAAACGAUUACUUACAUCGCCACAAGUAAAAGUACCGUCGUUUGUAAUUCCUUCAAUGAAACUUGCAUCGCUUGCACGCUCGGGAACCCCAUGAAACGCGACACAACCGCUUCCGUUGUCGUUCGUUUCGAACCAAGUGGCCUCGAUGAUUCGACGACAAAUUUGGAUUUCCAACUUUUUGUGAAUUCGACAUCGAAACAAAUCAAACCACGCCCGGAUCUCUUCCUCACAGCGAAAAUUGUGAAAAAAGCCGAAGUCAGUAUCGUGGGAACAGCUAGGCCCGAACAAGCCUUCUACGGUAGCGAAGCAAAACGAGAACGUGACGAAAUGGAAAGCAUCAAUGACAUUGGAACCGCCGUUGAGCACAUUUACGAAGUUUAUAAUGAUGGUCCGUGGCGCGCGACAUUCAUGGAAGUCUUUAUCGAUUGGCCGCAUCAAGUGCCAACGGGCAAGGAUUUGUUGUAUCCCGAAGAAUUGCCGAUUAUUGAAGGCGGGGGAGGCGGUACAUGCUCCAUUGUGGGCGAUGGCGUCGUAAAUCCGCUGAAACUCGAAAGGAGACCCACAAAAGUCAUGAGUCAACUUGUCGAGGAACCCAUCCCGGAGUCUCUGAGACAACGCACGGGAGCAUUACGGAACAAGACGUUGAUGGAGACGUCGAGUCGGUAUCAGGAAAAGAGCAGCUCGGUACAUGUGAAGGAAGAAACUAGCUCAAGUAGUGCGUUAAAUCGGGUGCGACGAUACACGGAAGAUGUCAUAAAAGCGGAAAAGUUGGUAGAUAGCAAUGGGAACUCGAAAUAUGUCGUUACGAUGGACUGCCAAAAAUCCACCGCCAAAUGCAUUCGCUUCAAAUGCGUAAUUUUCAACCUUCAACCAAAAAAAGAUGCCUUCAUCAGGAUGCGAGCGCGUCUCUGGAAUGCCACUCUAACCACAGACUAUCCCAAAAUUGAUUCUGUUCGUGUGGUAUCGCAUGCAGAAAUUGUCAUACCCGAAAUUUACAAAAUUCAUCAAGACAUUAGCAAUGAUCGAACAACUGCUGAAACAAUUGCAUACCCCGAUCUUCCUGGCGAAGACGAAGGAGUUCCCUUCUGGAUUUAUAUUCUUGCUAUUUUAUUGGGACUCUUGUUACUCGCUCUCAUGGCAUUGUGUCUCUGGAAAUGUGGAUUCUUCAAACGACGACGACCCGAUCCCAUGGUUUCCGGCAAUUUGGAAAAAUCAAGCGAAACUAAACCUUUUAUUUCGUAAAUUUUGUAAAAAAAAAUGUUUUUUGUAAUAUUUGAUACGCAUUUAAUGUACAUGUAAAAUCUAGAUGUUGCCAGUUUAUACAAUUUUUCAUAAAAAAUUUCGACAUCUUUUACUUUUAUACUUAAGAUAGUUGAUAAAAACUGUUAAUAUUGAAAAAUGCGAUACUAAUAAUAUACGAAAAAAGUGGAAAACUUAAUUUUAUAUAAAAUUUAAGUUAAUUUUAAUUCAAAA